Molecule: messenger RNA, 2106 nt
Organism: Drosophila subobscura
Lineage: Eukaryota; Metazoa; Arthropoda; Insecta; Diptera; Drosophilidae
Exons: 1
Coding region: 108-1949 (613 amino acids)
Source: RefSeq, a predicted model, not a curated record
CCUUCGUCGAGACAGAACCAAAAUUUGUGGCACUCAAAAAUAAAACCUCAACAAAAUUUAAACAUUUUUCAUCUUUUUUGGAUAUUUUUUGUCUUUGCCCAAACAACAUGUCUCGAUCGUGUUGUCGAACCAAUCACCGACGCUCAGAUCCAAUGAGCUGCAUUCCCUGGUAUCCGCGAAUGGAGCCCGUUAGAAGCUGCUCCUGUCAAUCGCCCCAGGAGCAAUGGUGGAAACGGAACUGUGGCACCAUCCGGGUGCUGGCCAACGCGGUCGACCAGUCCGCGUCGAGUGUUUGUACUUUUCUCUAUCAACUCACACUGAACCUGUUCAGUCGGAUCCUAAACCCUUUGACCAUGGGCUGGAAUACGCGCAAAGUGCCCUUCGUCAUGUCCGAUACCUUUGAGCUAUACUACGGGAUUUUCGAUGAGAACGGCGACCUGCGGCGGCCCAUGCCGGCUAGGAUGUUCCUGCUGUUGCUCAUCAUUAUGCAGCGCUUCCUGUGCCUCCCAUGUCGAAUGAUAAGACCAAGGGCCAAGUGUGGACACAGUCCUAUCAUGCAUUGUACGAGCGGAAUGGGAGUGUUUGGCAAGCUGAAUCAUGGAAUUGCAUAUAACGCGCCCCACAAGGUUACGGCGUCUACAGAUAUUCGGGACGGACUUAGAAGAUUGGGAAUGAGAAGAUCUUCGUCGCAAGACUCACUCGAUUCGGAUGACAUGCCGUACGGAUAUGCACCUUCCAUUUGUUGUUGCAGGGGACCCGGCACUUCGGGUCCUCUGCCCAAAAGUCUAAGACCCACGCCGGGCUAUGGCAAAGAAUGCAAGAAAGCAUUCCAAUAUGCUAGGGAUCCCAAUGCUACAGUUUAUCCACAGCGAUCACUUAGUCUCAGGAAAAUCAAGAAUCUAGAAAUGAAAAGCCUUUCCGACUUCUACGGAGCCGUUUGCCAGGGCAACUACAACAUUCGGCUUUUGGACUAUCUUCGUCAAAAGAGUCCGAGGAUAACUCCAUGCGAGAAGCGCAUCCAACGACGAGUUGAAGGUGGACACAUACCUAUGCUGUUGCAGAAACCCUUGCAGAAUACAGCAUUACCCUGGAGAUGUCCGUCUCCAUACAGCAUACACCAACAGGUGAGCCGAGGUGUCGGUGGCCAGACUAGGGAUGAGAACUAUCUAAAAUACAAUAAUGGAAAUGCCAAGGUCGGGUUCCAUCGUAAUCGAAUGCAGGCUAUUGAGUAUAGAAAGGAAACAUCCGAGAGGAUAAACCCAUACAUAGAGGGUUCCUCUAGCGACGACAAGUUUGAUUCGCCAAUUAGAAAAGCGAUUGAUGCCGAACAGUUCCAUAAGCUUAAAUCAAUUCUUGUGAGAAUUGCAAUGAGUAAAAAAAAGUGCAUCGAAAACGGUUCGAUGCAGAUACAAAAAAAUCGAGUGGAUGGAAUUGAACAGUCGAAUGAAAUGGUCAAGCGAGGACACUCAUGCCCGGAGAAACGACUGAGCCAACACUCUACCAAGUCAUCUAUACUUAGAUCCGAAGCCUUGCAGAAAGGUGAACGAAAGAAGUGCGUCAGGUUCACAGAUUCUAUCAAAGAAGGGAUCAUAAAAGAACAGUCCUUGGUGGGCAACUCAAAGCGUCGACAAAGAAAUUGUAACGCAAAGGACCAAACGAAGGAGAAAGGUGGCAGAAGAAAGCAAGUCGAAAAGGCGCAGUCGCAUACGAUACUCAAGCGAGGACACCGUUCCCUGGAGAAGGACUACGAACAAAAGAGGGUCAAGCCCGUGGAAAGUAGAAAGCAAAGGGCUGAAAGAAACCAAACCCCGGAGAGAGCUGAAAGACAACAGGCCGGUUCAAGCCAUACAAUGUCUCAAAAAGAGAGAUCUGAUCGGACCUGGACAGUUGAGGAUGAGAUCCGAGUACGAAAGAAGUUCGCAAAUGGCUUGUUCAAGUUACAAUUUUAACCAUCAACGGCAAACACGAAAGAACUAUCCAAGCAAACCAAAUUUCGAUCUAGAAGCAAAUAGUAAAACAAGACCUUUAGAGCACAAAUUAUAAUUUUGGAAUUCUAUUUAGUGGUUUAUCGUUUUUGAAAGGCCAAAAUAAAGUGUCUAUAAAUCA